AUGUCGAACACAGGACAAGACGGAGCUCCCACCGGGCACGCUGACAAUGCGCCCUUGGUAGGACCUAGCGUUAAGCCCAGGUCGGCCUCAAGAAUGAGCACGGCCCGUGAAGUCCCCCUAGAGUCAACGCCAAAGGCGUCCAGAAAGGCUACAAAAGGCAAAAGCUCAGCGUAUACAACGGAGAGCAAAACUAGCCGGCCGAGUUCCAGGGCGUCAGGAACAUCGUCAGUGGAACAAGGGGGAGGAUACAGCGUCAAGGACGCUGGGGGAGAAACUGGUCAAAUAAAGGACGGCGAUGAAGCGUUGGGGGAUGAGGGAACAUACAAUAGAGAGGAAGAAAUAGGCGAAACCUACAUGGAAGCAGACACUGCAAUGAUUAGUGCAUCGCCGGAAGAAACAGUAACAAGGGGUAUACCUAAGUCAGCAAUACUGUCCCCGAUUAGUAGAAGACCACAAUACCAAAUACAAAGUGUACCAACGGUACUAGAACCUCCCGCAGAGAUCAAAAGACCUGCUUCAGCACCGAUAAACCCACAUCGGCAAACCCCAGUAAAUAAACCCGUCGAAAUAGAACAGAGCAGACAGGGCAUAAACAGCCCGAGUGCCGAAGCAAAUGCUAGACAGAAAAACCGCUGGCAGAUAGGGAAUAUAGUAACAAGGGACGAUACAGUACCCUUAAUAAUAAGGACACCGCCUGGCCCCAGUAAAGGGAAGCAAGCAAUAAGGAACACAAGCGGAAGAAAGGAAAAGAAAGAGGAAAGCCUACCUCGUAGACAACUAGACCCUAGGGAACAAACGCGCCUAGACUAUAAACUAAUAGACGCGAUUGGAAAGGACAGAGAGCGAUUAGCCGCUUUACUGGACUAUGAGGAAUCGAUGGGAAAUGGAGGGCGCAAGGCCCGAAUAUUAUUCGCAAAUACAAACCCAGAAGUGACAGUACAAGCAAAAGAGAAAGGAAAAGAACCCACAACUCCUAAGAACAAGAGUCGCGUGCAAGCCACAUUAGGACUACCCAUGAGCCAGCUGGAGGGCGAGCGCAAGUACACGCAUACACCAGCUCCAAACACAGUAACGGCAAAGAACAGGGGACUUCCUACUGGUGGAUACUUGCACGACCGAUUAACAAACCCCACCAAAGAAUUGGUAGUGGCCGACGGGAACCCCAGCAAUUCAAGCGAAUCGAGUAGCAGCUCAGACAGCGACGAUGACUUCAAUAACAUGAGUCCGCAUAAACUUGCUAAAUACAUUAAGAAAUUAAAGAAGAAGAAUAAAGAAAGAAAAGAAAAGGAAAAGCUGAGGAAAUUACAACUCAGCGGGUUUAAGACAAAGUUACCUACCGCAUACAACGGGUCGAACGACUUCGAUACAUUCGAACAAUUUGUUUACGAAGUAGAAACAUGGCAGGAGGACACAGGAUUCGAGGACUACGAAGCCGUAAGGCACGUAAAAAGCUUCCUCAAAGAUAAAGCGGCAAGCUACUAUAUGCUACAUGUAGCCCCCGAUGUCACUCAAUAUACACUGACCCUGGUAUUCCAAGGGCUAUUUGAUUAUUGCUUCCCGCCAGACAGUCAAGCAAGAAUACGCCGCAAGUUUAACAAUAUGACACAGUCAGACCGGGGGUUUAGAGAUUUCUACCGCGAAUUAUGUAAAAUACAAAGAAGACUAGCGGACAUAAACGAUAAAUCAAUCGCUGUCCGAAUGUGGGAAGGAGCCCACAGCUACAUACGCAUAGAAUGGGCGAAGAAUGGAUAUUCGGCGGAACACAACUUGCCGGAGGAAUUAGAAGAAUCGGCAAUUAGAUUUGAAACCGCCAAAAAAAUUCGCCGAACGGAAGAGAACCGAACAAAUGAUCGCCGAGACCGAUCGACAUACAAAGGCAAGCGCCCUGAUUACCGUAAGCCUAGGGAAGGCAAAAGGAACGGUAACACGCCCAGGCAAGAUAAGCCGCACGUCAGUACCGAUAAGUCUCCAAGAAAGGAGAAGGUACCUAGGCUCUUGCCAGAAAAGUUCGCAGAAUAUCGUGCAGCAGGAAAGUGCACAUUCUGCCAUGAGAUCGGACAUAUAGCCAAGGACUGCCCGAAGCAAAACUUCGCUAAACCUAAGGGUAUAAGCACGUUGGCCGUAAGCUUUGCUCGCAUACAUGAACUAGAAACAGCGACAAGGGAGUCUAAAUCGAUAUACGCAAUAUCUCUUGACCCGGGGGACAGCAACGAAAUCGUAUGUGAUACACAAACCUUAAGUACAUACGCGAUAAAGAAAGAAACCUUACCGUCUAUGGAAUGGAACACAUCCAAACCAAGAGACAAGGAAAGAAAGGUCCCACGACCAAUAAUACUCGAGGUCCUAAUUAAUGGGAAUCCUGCUCGAGCAUUACUCAAUAGCGGGUCGCACGGGGAUUUUGUAUCAACCACAUUAGUAGACCAAUUGAAGCUAAAAAAGACCCAAUUAGCUAAACCCAUAGGACUACAAAUGGCAGUAUUGGGAUCUAAGAGCUCAAUUAAUUGGUGUGCAAACGCUCUAUUCCAGUACCAAGGGAUAGAAGAAGAUCGACCAUUCGAUGUAAUGAAUAUAGAAAACUACGACUUAAUAUUGGGCACACCUUUCUUGUACCAAUUCAAGGUCACGUUCGGACUCAACCCGCCAAAUGUAUUAAUCGGUAGUAACAAGGCAGUACCCCUACAGGGAGGUACAGUAACAAAGAUAGCCUCGCUAGCAGCAGAACUGCUAGAGGAUGAGAUAGAAAAGGUGCGCGCUCAAUUGAGCGACGCAUGUAAGGACCUGUUCAAAACAGCGGCUGAAACGCCACUUCCCCCAUUACGAGUGAUAAAUCAUCGUAUCCCACUAAUCGACGACAACAAACCCUUACCAUGGCGAUCGUCUAAGUGCCCUGAGAAAUUAAGGGAUCAAUGGGAGAAGAAGAGAAAUGCAUACGUACAGACAGGAAGAUGGCGAUUCGCGACGGGAAAGAACGCGACACCUAUGCUAUUCCUAACAAAGAAGAGUGCUGACGGGUCUGUCAAACUCCGUACAGUACUAGAUAAACAAGCGUUGAAUGAUAACACUCAUAAAUUAGCCUCACCGCUGCCAGAUCAAGCGGACAUCUUAUGGCGAGUACAAAAACAUAAGUACCGGUCAUUAAUCGAUGGAAAGGAUGCGUACAAACAAAUAAGGGUAGAACCAAAAGACGUACCACAUACAUUGUUUGUGACACCCAAUGGUACUAUGGUAAGCGAGGUAAUGCAACAAGGCAAUACAAAUGCCAGUGCUACAUACCAAUCGCUCAUGAAUAUAUUACUCGAGAAGGGGCGAGGAAAAUACUGGGAUGUAUUCUUAGACAAUAUAGUAGUAUAUACAAACUCGAUCGAAGAGCAUAUAUCCAGGAUGAACGAACUCUUCGAGAUAUUAAGACGCAAGAAGCUCUACCUUAGCAAUGGGAAGAUACAAUUCCUAGUACGCGAACUAAACAUACUAGGUCAUGUGAUCGAUGAAAAAGGGAUCCAAAUGGACCCCGACAAAAUUGACAACGUACUAAAGUGGAAAACACCUACCACUAAGGAACAAGUGAUGGCGUUCCUAGGAGCAGUUGGCUACCUAGCGCCUAAUUGCGAGGGCAUAAGAAUACCCAUGGGGGUACUAUCAAACCGAUCAGCGGGAAACAAACACUGGAAUUGGGACCAUACAGCCCAACGUGCGUUCGAAGAAGUAAAAAUGAUAGUACAGAAACAUAGGGACAAUCACCGAGUCGCUAUAGAUUACAGUGAGGAGGCCCCUCCAAUCAACUUAGUAACAGACGCAAGUUGCACCGGUGCAAGCGGUGUACUGUCGCAAGGAAAGGAACUAAGUAAGGCGCAUGUAAUCGCCUUUUGGUUGGGCAAAUUUAAUAGCACUCAGCAAAACUACGCAGUGCACGAAUUAGAACUACUAGCGAUCAAAGAGUCACUAGAUCGGUUCAGGCAUUUAUUAGUAGGAUGUAAAUUCAAUAUAUACACGGAUCACCGGGCUCUCGAACACUUUCAGACACAGAAGAACUUAAGCCCGCGACAAGUCCGAUGGCUACAAGUAUUCAAUGAAUUCGAUUAUUGCAUUAUAUACAUCCCAGGAGAAACAAACGUAUUAGCCGAUACACUGUCCCAAAUAUACGAAAAUGAAAGACUGGGAACAGUAAGAGCCACGAGCGAAUACGUGCAAGAUAAGGACAACGUACCUGACCUUGAGGCAUUUAGCGCCGAAGUCACGGGACACGUGACCGGCCCGAUCACCCGACCGCUACUGGUAGCCAAAGAGGCCAUAGCCGCCCAAAUGCCAAUAUUAGGCAACCAAGCGAUUGAGACUCAGGGUCCGAUGGAAAUUAAUGGGGUCGACCUACCUAAUAAGGAAACAAUAGAGGAACCUCGACGAUCGUCGAGGAACCGUAAACCAGUAACAAAACUGGUUGUGUUGCAUUCCCCGACACAUAAGAGAGCCCCACCAAAAUGGAAGUCUAACAAAUUGAAAGAGGCCGAAGAUACCUCGAUAAAGAAAAAGAUGCGCGCGGCUAAGAAAAUAAACCCCGAGAAAGAAUCUAAGAGCCACGGCACAAACAAUGAUAAGGAUUCAAUAACGAAAGACGAGAAUGAUCAGAAGCUGGAAAUACAGGAAGAGAAAACCGCAUACAAGCCCAAAGAAGGAAAAAAAGAGGUGUCUGAAAUGGACCAAACAAAAUUACCCGCACCUAACGUGUUUUAUGACCCCACACCAAACACACUCGAAGAAUUGAGAGGGCAGUACCAAGAAGAUAGAUUCUAUAAGCUCAUUAUAGACAACCCGACACAUUUCAAGAAAUUUGAAUUAAUUAAUGACCUUAUAUACAUAAAAGAAAACGAAGGGAAAGCCCUGUGCAUACCCGAUAUAGAGAUAGAGGGAAAGAAACUACGCGAACAAGUAAUCAAAGACGCGCACGUACAAAUAGGGCACGGUGGAGCCAAAAGAACAAACUACGCGUUAAGAGGGAAAGCGUGGUGGAAAAAUAUGGUAAUAGACGUACAGGACUACUGCGCGUCAUGUCAUAUAUGCGCAACAACAAAGCACCAGACGCAGACAAAAAUGGGAUUACUGACCCCGUUAGACCCAGCAAGAGAGCCGUGGGAAUGCGUACAAAUAGACUUCGUCGGACCGCUGCCCGAGUCAGAGAACCUAAACGGGAAAUGGGAUAUGCUAUGCGUAAUCAUAGACCAAGCAACGUCCAUGGCACGAUUAGUACCAACAAAACAAACGUAUAAGGCCCGAGACAUGGCAGAAGUAAUAUUUGACAAUAUCUAUAAGUUACACGGGAUACCACGAGCCAUAGUAUCAGAUUGGGACAAACUAUUCGACUCCCGAUUCUGGAGGGAAUUAUGUCAACUCACAAGAACCGAACUAAGAAUGAGCUCCGGAUACCAUCCGGAGACCGACGGCCUAACUGAACGAAGCCAUAAAACUUUGUUCCAGAUCAUCAGGCAGGCAAUAGAAGGAAAACAGAAUGAAUGGGUAAAGCACAUACCAAGCGUCGAGUACGCGAUGAACUUGGCAAGGUCUGAAGCCACGGGAUACAGCCCGUUCUUCCUGAACUACGGCCGAUACCCCACUGGUUCACGUUGGGACACAGAUAGCUUGUACCCAGGAGUACGGAAGUUCUUAGUCCGGCAAAGAGAAGCAUUAGCAGCCGCACACGACGCCAUAAUAGACACACGUACACGAAUGAUAGCCCAGGCAAACAAACAUCGACGCCCGGCGGAUAUAACUCAAGGAGACUUAGUAUAUCUAUCAAUGAAGAAUCUAAGGCUCCCGAAAAAGAUAUCACGAAAGCUGGCAAGGAAAUACAUUGGACCAGUAAGAGUGACGAAAGAAAUAGUAAAAGGAACAACAUACGAGUUAGAACUACCGAAUGAUCUAAAAGAUAGGGGCAUACACCCCGUGUUCCACGCGUCGCUGCUGCGCAUUCACGUACCAAAUGAUGAUAACAGGUUCCCUGCAAGGGCGGGAAACCCAACAGUAUCCUUAACGGAUGCACCUAAAGAAUGGGCAGUACGAGCAAUACUGCAGCACGCAGGAAAAGGAAAAGAAACCCAAUAUGAAGUGCUGUGGGCAAACCAAAGCAGAACUUGGGAAGAUUAUUGCGACAUCAAGCAUUUAGUCGCGUUAGACGAAUACCUCGAACUGCAAGGGGUCGAUAGCGUCCUAAACUUACCAUGGACAGCUGAAUACGGAAUAGAGGAACAGGAGUUUGGAAAUGAGCUCAAGGAGAAUGAUAUAAAAACAACUGAAAGCAAGGUACAAGUCAACAGCAUCGCAUUCAAUAACAUACUAGACGAUAUCAUACACUGUCGCAAUAUGUCUCGUACCAAUACCUCCCUUGUCGAUUGCGGCGUAUAUCGCGCCAACCUAUUUCGUGUCAGCCAUGGAUCCCUGGAUACUGCGGGCAGCGAACCGCCAAAGUACCAGGAGUUUAGAUCAAUGCUACACACGAUUCGGGAACAGGGGAGUAACACAAUUACACCCUCAAACCCUGCAGUCGAGAUGCUUACAACGUCGAUGAACAAGCUAGCAAUAGCGUUAGGGCAAGCAAAGCAAGUCGCUCAACAGAAAGGGGUGCCGGCGAAUGAAACAACUCAGCGAUACCCAGUCCGUCCCCGGCACCAAGGGCGACCAAUACAACGCGCAUAUAUACAAGCGCGCCCACCUAUCAACGCUCCUAAGGGGCCAAAAGCCCACAGGAACCCCCUCAUCGAUAGAAUCGGGGCGCGUGUCAGCCCGUACGAAAGGCACAGGACGCGGGGAGGAGCUAGGAGGAGAGAAUGGAGAGAAAAGUGGAGGAAUGAGAAAGCAAAGGAACAAGGAAAGGAGAAUAGAGACACGAAAGGAGACGGAGAGGAGAAACAGACCAAUGCUUACAGAAAAAGCACUGAAGAAACUUCAGGUCCAAGUAGUGGACACGGUAAUAACAAGGUGGAUGGAGGGGUUACCGGCACCGUUCCCAACAUUCCCAAAAGGGAGAACUAUACUUGUCCCAUACAUGCCAACAAAACCGAAGAAAUCAUCAACGACGAAGACUGGGACUGGGACCAAUUCGCUAACUCAGAAGCCGAUUGA
Molecule: messenger RNA, 7107 nt
Organism: Rhizoctonia solani
Lineage: Eukaryota; Fungi; Basidiomycota; Agaricomycetes; Cantharellales; Ceratobasidiaceae
Product: Pol polyprotein/retrotransposon
Exons: 3
Coding region: 1-7107 (2368 amino acids)
Biological process (GO): DNA integration
Molecular function (GO): zinc ion binding; nucleic acid binding
Source: RefSeq, a predicted model, not a curated record